Prunus armeniaca (apricot) is the source of this 420-nucleotide messenger RNA. NCBI's taxonomy places the organism in Eukaryota, Viridiplantae, Streptophyta, Magnoliopsida, Rosales, Rosaceae. The record is from the annotation of a GenBank genome assembly.
AUGCCUCCCAGAACAGCCCCGAAACCGAAGACCUCGCUCGCUUUCCCGUCCAAGACCACAACAACACGGAGGUCUAAUGCUCUGCUUGAGUUUGCUGGAACUCUGCACCAUCUGACGAUCGAGGCCAUCGAUUCCGGAAAGAAGAAGCUUUACGAAGCAAAAGUCUGGAUGAAGCCAUGGCCAUGGAUGGGCUUUAAGGAAGUGCAGGAGUUCAAGCACGCUGCUGAGAUAUGCAUGAACAUGGAAUGCACUCGAGUAGCUAUUAGAACUGGCUUUUCAAAAUCUGACGCGGAACAGAAGUAUGAGAAAACACAUGAAGACAAUCUACGUAACAUUCCUAUUGGGAAGAACGGCAAGUUGACCCAAUUGGUACAGUCUUCGUUUGGUUUUCUUGCAAAAAAGCUCUCUCUGGGAUGUUGA